Brassica napus (rape) is the source of this 2968-nucleotide messenger RNA. RefSeq lists its product as uncharacterized. The transcript has 8 exons. The record is from RefSeq and is a predicted model, not a curated record. Lineage: Eukaryota; Viridiplantae; Streptophyta; Magnoliopsida; Brassicales; Brassicaceae. Bases 969 to 2780 code for a protein of 603 amino acids.
AUGAUCCUAACUUUCUAUGUAUAAGGCAAAAGGCGCACAACCACUUGUGUAUGGGUAAACUAACGGUUUCAAGAGGUGUGUGAGUUACACUUGAUGUAAAGAGCGCGUAGUGUAAUAAAGACGGUCCAGACCAAUCAGGCAAAGACAAGGAGCAGCACACUUGUCUUCUCUUCCUCUACGGUGAUUCGUUAGCCUCCGUGGCCACAAUCUCCUCCUCCUCCUUCUUUUUCGCUUUCUGAUUUCGGAUAAACUCUCUCUUUCUUUGCUCCUCUUUUGAUUUGGAGAUAUGUUUUUUUUUUCUUUCUGUAAUUUCUCAGAGAAAGUUUCAAACUUUCUUGCUUCUGAUGUCACAUUUGGUGAUUAAACUCCUCGAAAGUGUUGAGCUUUCUUAUGCAGGAGAGUUACAAAAAUUACAAGACUUUUAUCAUCCUGUCUCCUCAGAGACAAAACCACUGCCAAGGCUGUUCUGAAGCUCAUGAAUGCUGAGGGCUUGACGAUCUUAUCAUGUACAAAGUAAAUUACAGAUUAGCUGGUGAGAAGAAGAAUGUUAACUCAGAGGAAAAGAAACUGGCUUUGAGUAACAGUGAAGCUGAUGAGAAAGAAAAAAAGAAAGGGGCAAUGCAAUUAACUGAAGUUCUGCAUAUGCAGAUGGAAGUUCAAAAGCAAUUGCAUGAACAACUUGAGAUCAACGUGCAGGUGCAACGGGUGCUUCAGCUACGAUUACAAGAGCAUGCUAAUUACUUGGGAAAAGAUGUUGGAAAAACAACUCAAAGCCGGAAGGCUAAUUUGUUGUUCUUCAUCUGCAUAGAACCUAGCUUCUGAAUCCGAACACGAUAAAUGUGAAUCCAACAAUGCUGAGUUUGAACAUCCUGAGAGAGAUGGCAGGUUUCUUCAAAUAUGGUUUGCUGUCUCUCUUCUUAUCCGAGAGACUCGACGCUUAGACUCAGACUCAGGUGAAUCUUUGAAUCAUGGACAUUCAUGAUCAUGGAGUUUGGGUGAACGAAAACGAAAGGCGUGUUAGAUGCAAACACUGCGGUAAAGAAAUGACUGGCUUGAACCGUCUCAAACGUCACUUGAGUGGUACAAGUAGCCGUAUGACUCCCUGUACUCAAGUUACACCGACCAUUAGAGAGGCGUUUCGUGAUGAGGUUACUAAGGAAGAGUUUGAUCUCACCGCUGCUAAGAGUAAAAGAGCUGGGGAAGUCCAAAUGGGUAAUGAUCAUAAGCGUGGAAGAGAAGAAGAAGAAGAGGAUUCAUCCAGAAAAAAUGAAUCUGCUGAGAACGAGUUCUUGUUGUUAAACAAAGCUCAAAAGUGCAUUGGUCGGUUCUUUUAUGAACACUGUUUCGAUUUUUCAUCUGUGGAUUCCCUAAGCUUCAGAGAAAUGAUUGCUGCAACGUCUCUUGUAGGUGAGAUUAAGAUCCCUGAUUCUGAAGAAUUAAACGGACCGAUGCUUCAAGAAGCGGUGGCGGAAGUGCAAGAUCAUGUGAACAAGAUUAAAGACUCAUGGGCCAUCACAGGCUGCAGCAUCUUGCUGGAUGCUUGGGUUGAUCAGAAAGGCCAUGAUAUGGUUACUUUCGUCGCAGACUCUCCAGCUGGUCCAGUGUAUCUGAAAUCCUUCUAUGUUUCUGAUAUCAAGAAAGACGUCAAUGCCUUAACGUCGCUUGUAUAUGGGGUUGUUGAGGAUGUUGGAGUGCACAACGUGGUUCAGAUCAUUGCUUGUUCAACCUCUGGCUGGGUUGGUGAGCUAGGCCAGUCUUUUAAGAGCAACAACCUAAACGUCUUCUGGUCCGUGAGUGUAUCCCACUGCUUUAAUCUCAUGCUGGUGGAAAUUGAGAAAAUGGAUUCAUUUGGAGACGUACUUGACAAGGUCAGUAACAUCACAGAGUUCAUCAACAACAACCCCUUGGUUUGGGAACUUUUCAAAGAUCCUACUCAUGGAACAGACAUGACAGUCUCCUCCUCUGAGUUUGAGUUUGUCACGCCGUAUCUCACUGCUGAGAACAUUCUCAAAGCCAAGAACAACUUGGAAGCCAUGGUUGCUUCUCUAGAUUGGAACAAAGAAGAAGGCACAACAGUGUCCACACUGGUGAAGGAUUCUUCCUUUUGGGAAUGUGUUGAGAGGCUUGUGAAGUCCACAUCUCCUCUGAUUCGCAGUCUACACUUGUUCUCUACUGUCUACAACAGUCAGCAUGCUGGAUAUGUCUAUGACACUAUGGAUGGGAUCAAGGAGAGUAUAGCCAAGGAACUCAACAACGAGGAACAAUGUUACAAGCCGUUGUGGCAUGUGAUUGAUGAUGUCUGGAACAACCAUCUUCACAGUCCUCUUCAUGUUGCCGGUUACUUUCUGAACCCGGCUGCUUUCUACUCGACUGAGUUUCAGAAUGACACAGAAGUUACAACUGAUUUGAUCUCAGCUUUGGGUUAUUUGGUACAAGAAUGUUGCGUUGUAGCUAAAAUUGGCAGACAGCUUAAGAUGUAUAGGCUCGGUAAAGGUUGCUUUAAUGAGGCCAGUCAAGCUGAUCAGGUCACUGGAGUCAUUCCAGGUGAGUGGUGGGCUCAGAAGGCGAGCGAGCACCCAGAGCUGCAGAGUUUCGCCAUUAAAGUUCUGAGUCAGACAUGUGAAGGUGCUUCGAGGUACAAGCUGAAGAGAAACGUAGCAGAGAAGCUGCUGCUCAGCAAAGGAGUGAGCCCUUGUGAGAAACAGCAUUUGGAAGAAUUGGCAUUUGUUCAUUACAAUCUUCAUCUGCAAAGCUCAAAGCUGCAAAGCCAAACUAAGUAAAGAGAAGUGAAGGAGAUUGUGCUGCAAAGACUUUUGUAUGGACUGACCCGUUAAGCUUCUUUUUUUUUGUGGAUGUGCAUAUUUUAGUUUUUUAGUUUGUGUAUUCAUCAAAGCUCAUUUUUUGAUACAAUGCUAAUGUAAACUCAUAUUUUGAAUCAAUGCUAAUCGACCAGAUAUAUUAUAUGUGA